CCUUCCCUCGCCAGUCGCCCACCAGCGCCGUCGCUGCCCCCCUGUCCUGACCACCGCCAGCCAGCCCAUCGGCUUCCUCGCUCUGUCCAUCUUCUGCUCCCUGCUAUCGCCCUGCCGCCCGAGCAGCGCUGCAUUCUUUUCUUGGUAGCGAUUGACCAUAUCCCGACCCCGUGCUCUCCGACAAGGCCCAAACCUACCCCAAGCCUCCUGCUUUCAAGCCCCUGCCCGCCCUACCACUCGAAUUUCUUUUGAACGGCGCAGCUCCGUUCAAAACACCUAACCUCCACUCGGCGCGAUGAACUGCAAAUGGGUUGGAAGGGCUGAAUACGACUACGACGCUCGAACAGAGGAGGAGCUCACCAUCCGCGAGGGUGACCUAUUGCUUGUCCUGGAUGACUCGGAUCCGGACUGGACGUCCGUCAAGGAGCUGCCCUUGGAUGCCUUCAAAGAGCCUCUGACGGGCUUAGUGCCCACGAGCUACAUCCAGGCGGCACCCGUCGUCGCCCAAGCAACAGCACUCUACGACUACACCGCCCUAACCGAUGAUGAACUGACCUUUGCCGAGAACGCUCGCCUGGACAUCAUCUGGAAGCUGGACGAAGACUGGUGGCUGGCCAAGUCGGCUGAUGGCAUCGGCUUGGUGCCCUUUUCCUACGUCCAUGAGGACGGAGUCGAGAUGGUGCAAGAUGAGGCUCCCCACGAAGAAAUGUCUGCCCCGGAACAAGACGAUACCACCCACGCACCGGCUGCCCUUGAUCAAAAGAAUCAGCUCCUGAGUGCCUUGGACGGACUCGGCUUCUCAAGCGCCGCAAAGCCCAGGCCCGCCAAGCCCGCCAGCGAAUAUGCGCCCGCAGGUGUCAAACUGUUCUCCGUAACGGAAAUUGACAAGAAGAAGAAGAAGAACAGCCGAAAGGGGCGCAUGGGCAUCAGCGACGACUAUGUUGUAUACUUCACAUCCGAGACUGAGACCGUUAUCGCCAAGUGGGAAUUCAGCCAGGUUCGCAAGUUUACCGAUAAGAAGAAAAAAGUCAUCAUCGAGUUCAGCGACGGCGUUCGCGAGUACGAGGGCGAAAAGCCUGAUAUCCAGAGUCUUGUGGCGAGAUUGGAGGAGAUCAAAACUCGGAGCAAGAUCUCGGCUCCGAUUCUUUCUGGCCCUCCUCCAACGUUCUCAGGAGCCCCAGUACCACAAGCCGCACCCAGUCCUGUUGUGGCAGCACCAGUGCCUCCGCCUAUAGCCCCGGGGCCAUCGCCCGCCUCUCGACCGACUGCACCAGUCAUUACGCCCUCUCCGGCUGCGUUGCAAAAGUCAUCUGCUCCUCCAAAGAUUGCCGUUGCUCUAUACGACUACGAUGCCCAGACGGACGAAGAGCUCUCGAUUCGAGAAAACGAUAAUUUGAUGGUCUCCGACGACUCGGACUCUGACUGGUGGAAGGUUCGGCUCGUGGCCAAGGGCCGAAGCGGCGAGGGCCUCGUGCCUGCAACAUACGUGCAGCUCAAACAGCGUCUGGAUGAGGAGCAAGCAUCGGCCACGGCUUCUCCAUCUCCCGCAAUAGUUUCAGCUGCCGCUCCGGUGGCCCUUCCUCCCCGGAUCUCUGUGCCUGAGCGCCCGGCUUACCGGCCGAGCCUGGACCAAGAACCCGAGCGCUUGGACAGCAUGCGGCGCCAAGACCAAGCCAACGAGCCAAUUUCUCUGCCGCAGCGCGUCCCUAUCUUGCCUUCGAGGCCUCCUCCAGCGGCCCCGUUGGUGCCCCAGCGCCCGAACAUUGAUCUUCCUCCGACAAUCCCUUCGCGUCCUUCCCUGAACGAACCCCCAGCCCUUCCCGGCCGACCGUCGCUGGAGGAGCGAGCACCACCGAUCCCGGGCCGUCCUGCCUUGGACUCAACCAAACGCGUCGCCUUUAACGAAGCCCCUCCUAUGCCCCGCCGCCCCGCCGAAGCCGCCACCGCCCACGGCGACAGUCCGCGCUCCAGCCAAACCAAGAACAAAAUCGCUCGCACCUGGACCGACCGAACAGGCUCCUUCCAGGUUGAGGCUGAGUACCUUGGAGUUGUCGAUGGCAAAGUACACUUGCUCAAAUCAAAUGGCGUCACGAUUGCUGUUGCUCUGGAUAAGCUCUCGGCCGACGAUUCCGAGUUUAUCCGCACUUUACCUGGAAACGAAUUCAUUCCGGCUCCCGCUCGAGCCACGGCCAGACCCACCGCUGGCCAGUACAUGGUCAACGGUUUUGACUGGAAGGAUUUCUUGAUCAAGGCCCAUUGUACUAUUCCAGACUCGGAAAAGUAUGCGCGCAUCUUUGUUGAGCAGAAGAUGGACAAAUCGGUCCUUCCUGAUCUCGACACCGAGGUUCUUCGGGCACUGGGUGUUUCCGAGCCCGAUAUUAUCCGCAUCAAGAAGGCCUCAAAGCCUUCUGGAGGCUCUCAUGACCAGAUACCAGUUUCAGACCGCGAGCGCAUGGAAAAGGAGGCCGAGACGCGGAACUUGCAGCUUCUGGAUGCCAUUCGCAAGAAAGAGACGCUCAAGUCAGACGAGGAGUUUGCACGAACUUUGCAGGGCCUGGAAGCACCUUUAUCUGCAAGCCGCCGUCCCACUCGGCCGCCUGGAUCCACCAUUAACCCUGAUACAUUGAGCCAAGCCAAGGAUACGCUCUUAACCGCCCAAAAACAGGCGUCGCCAAAGUCAUCGCCUCAUCCAUCUCGAUCCAACUCCACCGCCAGCGGGCUUGCCACCCUGGCCGCUGCCUCUUCAAUCAAAAACGAUCCCUGGGAUGUUCCAAAAUCCACGACCUCAAAGCCUUUGGCUCAGGCUGUGGCCGCCAAAGAUACAGCGUCUGCCCGCGACCUGGCUGCGCAAAGCGUGACUGUCUCCCGUACCCAACAGAUGGCUGCCGAGGCUGAAAAAGUGAAGGCUCAGGCCAUGGCGGCCGAGGCCGAAAAGCUCAAGGCUCAAACCGAGAGCCUCGAGAAGGCGCAGCAGACCCUCCAGGCGCUUCAAAAACAGAAUUUGCAGCUUCUUGCUCAGCAACAGCAACAGCAGCAGCAGCUCCAACAGCAGCAACAGCAAUUCCAACAACAGCAACAACAGCAACAGCUUCAGCAGCAGCAGCAGCAGCAGCUGAAGCAGCAGAUGGCCGCCCUAUCCGCUCCGCCACCGAUGCCGUCCCUGGCCACCAAACCCAUGGUGCCUCUGACAACGCCGCUGAUCCCCGCACCGCGACUCGGACAGGCACCAAUCAGUGGAUUCGUUCCAACUGGUCCUCCAAAGCCCGUGGUCGCUCCCACAACGCUGGUGGGCAAUCUUGCCCCGGCACUUCCCCUCGGAAACGCUUCGACGGCCGGUCUGGCCAUGAACACAUCCGCACCUGUUUCAAUCCUUCAGCCUCAGCACACGGGUAGCAGCACCAUCUCCAUGCCGAACAGCGCUAUCGGCAUCCCUAACUCGCUCAGCAUGGGCCAGCUUCCGUCUCUGCAGCCCCAAACAACAGGUGAUCGAUAUUCGGUUUUCAAGGACAUCAACGUCAAUGCACCGUCGGUUUUCAACCAGCCAGCGGCUCAGCUUAAUGCUGCCCUUGCACAACAAGCACCUGUCGUAUCCUCCCUUGGCCCAACUCGUCCUGGCGGCCUUCAACCCAGCACCUCCUUCAACUCCUUCGGAGGCCUGGCAAACAGUACCAGCUCGGGCAACCUAAGCUCGCUAACGGGACCAUCAGGAACGUUUGGUGGUAAUAUGCCUAGCCAGGCACUUGGUCCGAAUUUCGGUGGCAUGAAUCCCUCCAUGGUCCCCCUCAAUCCAAUCGCUCCGGGACUGAAUCGCCCUAUGACAUCAGUCGCUGGAGGCAUCAACCCCGUCGCGGUUGGAGGGAUGAACCUUGGUGUGCCAAUGGGCUCCAUCAACACAAUGCCGGGCACGAGCUCGGGCCUGCCUGCGAUGAAUCCGAUGAUGGGGGUUGUGCCUGGUACUGGUGCCAUCAAUCCGAUGAUGGGCGGAUUAAACCGAGGCUCGCUCCCGGCUCAGCCAACCAUCGGCCAGUCUGCUGGCAUGGCCGGUAUGAUGCCAAACAGCGGCCUGGCCAAUCCCGGACUGGUUGGUAUGAACCCGCGAGCACCGGGGCUCACCCCCGGUAUCGGCGUCGUGAAUCCCCAGCUCGGCGGCUUUAACCCAGCAGCCGCCGGUUUCAACCCAGCAGCCGCCGGUUUCAACCCAGCAACCGCCGGCAUGAACCCCAUGGCCCUUGGAGUCAACCCUGCCAACCCUGCCAUGAUGGGCAUGGCUCAGAAUCCCAAUGCCUUCAAUCCUGCCAUGAUGCAGAGCGGCGCAAACAUGCAUCCUGGAUUCGGCAACAACCAGUUCGGUCGCUGAUGCAGCCCAUCUAACGGUACACGACAACUCUUACCUGUAGUCAUCUUUGGACACGCUCACGACACGCUUGCUCCUCCCAUCAUGGCUAUGCUGUUGUUGAUAUGAUCAAUCGCUCAAUUUCACAGUUUGUUCGAAACGAGAAGAGACCGUUGGUCCUGAAUGUACUUCAUGUCGACCACUGGCUGUGUUUGGUUUGGAAAACACCGCCCCGAAUACACCCGGUCGAUCCUCCUGUGGCGAGACCAUGUUCCUGGCUGCA
Polychytrium aggregatum is the source of this 4616-nucleotide messenger RNA. RefSeq lists its product as uncharacterized. The transcript is spliced from 10 exons. Lineage: Eukaryota; Fungi; Chytridiomycota; Chytridiomycetes; Polychytriales. The record is from RefSeq and is a predicted model, not a curated record. Gene Ontology annotation, molecular function: cytoskeletal protein binding; identical protein binding; ubiquitin binding. The coding region runs from base 296 to 4357 and encodes 1353 amino acids.